AUGAAUCCUUACAUCCUAUCCAUCCUCCUAUUUGGCCUAGGCCUAGGAACAAUAACCACCUUCGCAAGCUCACACUGACUACUUGCCUGAAUAGGACUUGAAAUCAACACCCUUGCCAUCAUCCCACUCAUAGCUCAACACCACCACCCCCGAGCAGUAGAAGCCGCCACAAAAUACUUCCUGACCCAAGCAGCUGCCGCUGCCAUGCUACUAUUCGCAAGUACUACAAAUGCCUGACUAACAGGACAAUGAGAUAUUCAACAAAUAACCCAUCCACUCCCAAUCACAAUAAUUACCCUAGCCCUCGCAUUAAAGGUAGGCCUUGCACCCCUCCACGCCUGACUCCCUGAGGUCCUCCAAGGCCUAGACCUAUCAACAGGGCUUAUCCUAUCCACCUGACAAAAACUCGCUCCAUUCUCACUUCUCCUACAAAUACAAACUUCAAACCCCACCAUACUAAUCUUAUUAGGCCUAACAUCCACCCUUGUAGGAGGCUGAGGGGGAUUAAACCAAACACAACUACGAAAAAUCUUAGCCUACUCCUCAAUCGCCCACUUAGGCUGAAUAAUUCUAGUGAUGCAAUUCUCCCCAUCCCUAUCACUCCUCGCCCUAAUAACAUACUUCAUUAUAACCUUCUCAGCAUUCUUAGUAUUUAAACUAAACAAGGCAACCAACAUUAACUCACUCGCCUCCUCCUGAGCAAAAAUACCAGUAAUCACGUCUCUCACCCCUCUAAUUCUCCUUUCGCUAGGCGGGCUACCCCCACUUACCGGCUUCUUGCCUAAAUGACUUAUUCUUCAAGAGCUCGCUAAACAAGCCCUUCCUCUAACAGCCACCUUAGCAGCCCUAACCGCACUACUCAGCCUAUACUUCUACUUACGACUUUGCUACGCCAUAACCCUAACCAUAUCACCAAAUAACCUAGUAGGAACAGCCCCCUGACGACUUCCCUCCUUCCAACUAACCCUCCCCCUAGCCACCACAACCACUAUAACAAUCCUUCUACUUCCCCUCGCCCCUGCCGCAACAACCUUAAUGACCAUCU
Molecule: messenger RNA, 1045 nt
Organism: Amphiprion ocellaris (clown anemonefish)
Lineage: Eukaryota; Metazoa; Chordata; Actinopteri; Pomacentridae
Source: the annotation of a RefSeq genome assembly